This is a messenger RNA of Camellia sinensis, 2155 nucleotides long. Its product is annotated as DNAJ heat shock family protein. Gene Ontology annotation, cellular component: cytosol. Gene Ontology annotation, molecular function: protein-folding chaperone binding. NCBI's taxonomy places the organism in Eukaryota, Viridiplantae, Streptophyta, Magnoliopsida, Ericales, Theaceae. The record is from RefSeq and is a predicted model, not a curated record.
UUCGCACACGUGAUUUAUUUAAUUCAGUUGUAUUAAUAGGGUUACAUACAAACCAAUACCAUAAUUUUUCCAGAUAAAAAAAUAAAAUAAAAAUUAGUGACAAUAUGUAGUAUUGUCAUUUUAAAACCAGGACCAUACAAUUUCUAGCAUGAGUGCAUAACAAUUUAAUUUCUCUAACAUGUGUAAGGCUUGCUUGGUAGUGAUAGUAUCAAAUGAUUAAUUAUAUUUCUAUAUUUCACACAAUUUUGGAAGUAAAAAUGCGCUUAAAAACAUUUAUUUUUUUCAACUAUUAAUGGAAUUUCUAAUACAAUUUUGGCAUCUUUUUUUCACGACACUUGGAUUUUAAAUUAUGAUCUAAAUACAAAAAAUUUUUUUGAGAAAAGAUCCAAACAGAGUCUAUAAAUGUGAUAUAUAAAUAACCAAAAAAUAAAAGAUAAAAAAAUAAAUAAAAAGUACAUUUAUCAUACAUACUAGUUCUAGUGUUUUGUGACAUAAUUGCCUAAUAGCGUCAGGGUAAUAAAAAUGGCGCAAAGGUUCCAAUAAUCGCGGUACGCUUCUUAUAUAUAAUUGUAAUUCAAUAAUAAUGAUUAAUAAUUAUAUUAAUAAAAAAGAUGAGAGGUUCUGAUUUAUUACAAAAAGAUCAUUAACUAAAUAAUUAUUAAUAAUUAAUUAAUCAUGAAUUACCAUUCUCAAUAUUUUCAGCAGAGACAAUCAAAUCUAAUCAUUCUUCGUUUUUUUCGUUCCAUUGUUUCAGAGAGAAAAUCACAUUCUGAAUUCGAAUUCAAAUUCGAAUUCAUACACAAAGUUUUGAUUUUUUUGGUGAUGUGUAGUGAUAAUACAGAAAUUGAUUAUCUGCAGAGAUAUGCAUUUACACUUUUGAUCAGAUUAUAUAUAUACACAAACAUUGUAGAUUUGUAUAGAUAAAGAUAUAUAUAGAGUGAUGGGGGUGGAUUAUUAUAAUAUAUUGAAGGUGAAUAGGAAUGCAACAGAAGAUGACCUGAAGAAAUCAUACAGGAGAUUGGCCAUGAAAUGGCAUCCAGACAAGAAUCCAAACAACAAGAAAGAAGCUGAGGCCAAAUUCAAACAAAUCUCCGAAGCUUAUGAAGUCUUGAGCGAUCCACAGAAAAGGGCAAUUUAUGAUCAGUAUGGUGAAGAAGGGUUGAAAGACAUGCCACCGCCUGGUUCUGGUGGCAGCAGUGGGUUCCCGGAUGGGUAUAAUCCUCGGAAUGCAGAGGACAUUUUUGCGGAAUUCUUUGGGAGUAGCCCUUUUGGAUUUGGAUCAGCAGGAGCUGGUAGGUCCAUGAGGUUUCAGUCAGAUGGAGGAGGAAUGUUUGGGGGAUUUGGUGGGAAUAAUAAUAUCUUUAGAUCAUAUAGUGAUGGAAGUGGUGCUAAUGUGCCCAAGAAACCACCACCAAUUGAGAGUAAAUUGCCUUGCAGCUUUGAGGAACUGUACAACGGAUCAACAAGAAAGAUGAAGAUCUCUAGGACAGUGCUUGAUGCUAAUGGGCGAUUAGUGCAAGAAUCAGAGAUCUUAACAAUUGAAGUGAAGCCAGGGUGGAAGAAAGGAACGAAGAUCACUUUCCCAGACAAAGGGAAUGAGCAGCUAAACCAGCUGCCAGCAGACCUCGUAUUCGUGAUUGAUGAGAAGCCCCACAGCAUUUUCACACGAGACAGCAAUGACCUCAUCAUGAACCAUAGGGUGACAUUGGCAGAGGCUCUGGGCCGGACCACAGUGAGUCUCGCUACACUUGAUGGACGUAACUUGUCGAUCCCAGUAACUGACCUUGUGAGCCCCGGUUAUGAGAUGGUGGUUGCCCGGGAGGGAAUGCCAAUCACCAAGGAGCGUGGUAAUAGAGGUGAUUUGAGGAUCAAGUUUGAAGUGAAGUUUCCAACAAAAUUGACACCAGAGCAACGAUCAGGGCUCAGGAGAGUUCUAGGUGGCUAGUAGUUCAUAUGUAUGGGCUUUUUAGCUUCAUCAUCGUCGGUAUUUUUGUUGAUUAGAGUACAUCAUUUUAAGAUCACAAUGAUGCGCUUGGCAUGCCUUGUUGGUUGAGAAGAUGAGAGGGGCUCAAAUUCCUUUGUGUUUUACCUACUGUCAACAAAGCAUGUAGAAAUUCCACCACAAUUACCUUAUUUAUCUUUUUUUUUUUGGGAG